AUGAUCCGAAUUCAUCGACCUGAGAUCAGCGUGCCAUACCUAAAUGUAACUAUCAACCAACAAGACCGUGUCGCUCCUGGUUACCUUUUCCUCGCCCCGUUUGGGAGCAGCCUGUCCGGGCCUCUCAUAUACGACCAAAAUGGAGAGCUCGUCUGGGCCGGCGGUGACGUCUACGCCGCUGAGGAUAAUCGUGGGCCGCAUGUCUACAACUUUUACCCCUGUCAGUACUUGGACACAGAGGCAUCAGAUGAUGACCCUCAUCUAUGUAUGAACCGGGGCAUAAACGACGGCGGUACCAGUCGUGGUGAGGGUCUCAUCCUCGACUCCGACUACCAAGUUGUACGCGGGGUUCGCUUCAACGGGUCAUCUCCGUCGGUUGAUAUCCACGAGUUCACACUGGUCGAAAACGGAACUGCUGCAAUAUUGACACAAUACCGCCCCAUACCUGCCGAUUUGUCAGCUUUUGGCAUCCCGGGCGUUGGAUAUAUCUACGACUGUGUGUUUCAAGAACAAAGACUAUCUGAUGGGGCCAUACUCUUCGAAUGGAGGUCGUCAGAUCACGUGGGCUUGGACGAGUCCAGAGUGGUAUUCUUUGGAGGGACGGGACAGUCGCCGUGGGAUUACUUCCACAUCAACUCCAUUCAGAAAGCAGAUGAUGGCUCCGGCGACUAUCUCGUCUCAGCGAGGCACACAUCUACAGUCUACAAGAUAUCAGGCAAAGAUGGAUCCAUCAAGUGGCGCCUAGGCGGUUCACGAUCAGACUUCACAAUUACAUCUGAUUCUCUCAUCAAUAGUGGAAGCAAAGACCCAGAAAGAUGGUUCCAUUUCCAGCAUGACGCGAGGACCUUGUAUUCCGACGGCCAGAACGAAGUCAUUUCUCUGUUCGAUAAUGGUCGUACCCCAGGACAAGUCCUUGACUCUCUCUUCAGUCGGGGCUUGGUGAUUAAACUUGAUGCAGACCGACGUCUUGCCACAAUCCAAGCUGAGUACUUCACCGAUGGCCAGCCUCAAAACUCCACACUGGCAGGAAGCAUUCGAGGGCUGCCAAACGGGAACACCCUUGUCGGUUGGGGCAAAACUGGAUGCCUCACCGAGUACGACGGAGGGGCCAGGCCUGUUUUUGAAGCCUGCCUGCUUGACGAGGGGCGCCCUGCCCUGUACCGUGUACACAAGUCAGACGAAUGGGUGGGCCAUCCUCUAGGGAGGCCAUCGAUCGUGUCAUACUCGAAGACAGGGACAAAGACGGCCUUGUAUAUGAGUUGGAAUGGUGCCACGGAAAUACAUGUUUGGAGGAUAUUUGGCGCUGAAGCAGGCGGGACUGAUGACCCCAUAUGGGAAGAAAUCUUGGUCGAGCCCCGGUCUGGGUUCGAAACCGUGCUGGGGCCACUGCCACGGUUCCUGGAGUCGGUUUACGCUGAGGCUCUCGAUUCUAACGGCCGUGUGGUUGGCGUUAGUGAGGCUACGAAGACUUUUGUUCCUUCUGAGCUUCAUGAUGACUGCGAUGAUCUCUGGUGCAACGCCAUGGUCUUGGUUGAUGUUGAGGAGAGUGGGUUGAUGGAUAGGCUCGGCAUUGACUUUGAAUCCUUGAGCUAUUAUAAGUGGCUCUAUCCUGCGGUGUUGUUGUACAUAGCAAUAACGUUUUGUCUGGCGGUAUUCACUGUUAGGAAUUGCCUGUGGCGGAGACGGCCCGCCCUCGCGUGUUCAAAAGGGGCAGUUGAGAUUUAA
Diaporthe batatas is the source of this 1725-nucleotide messenger RNA. RefSeq lists its product as uncharacterized. The transcript is spliced from 2 exons. Bases 1 to 1725 code for a protein of 574 amino acids. NCBI's taxonomy places the organism in Eukaryota, Fungi, Ascomycota, Sordariomycetes, Diaporthales, Diaporthaceae. The record is from RefSeq and is a predicted model, not a curated record.